Messenger RNA from Clavispora lusitaniae ATCC 42720, 1290 nucleotides. The record is from RefSeq and is a predicted model, not a curated record. NCBI's taxonomy places the organism in Eukaryota, Fungi, Ascomycota, Pichiomycetes, Serinales, Metschnikowiaceae.
AUGGACCCGGUCCCUGAAAAGGAUGAGCCGAUAUCAAUUCCGAGAGAUUCUUUCACUGCUUUUCGUCUUAUGUAUGCGCCAGCAGAUGAAGUCAGCAAACUUUCCCAAUGUGUAUUCUUAGGACCAGUGCCUGAUUUAUGGUGGGGUGGAGAGCAAAUGGGUCUCUUUGCUAGUCUUUCACACUGGUGCAAAAGCCUGGUGAAACGUAACUUCAAUUCCACCACACAGCUAGUCAAUGCUGCUCUUCGAUUGUACGAGCAGCUGUCGCCAGAAAUUGUUUCGCAGCCACUAAGCGAAGAUCUGCAGUUUCAAACGCUCUACAACAACGUUGCGGACUCAAAAUUGCUGUCUGUGUAUCGAAAUGUCUUAGAGGACUCGGAUUUUGAAGAUGACCUGACUUCUCUGAAAAACCUCAACUUAUACCAAAUGGAGACUCCCGUAUCAUGUUGUGACGAAAGAGAAAGGAUAACACCGAGAACAAGUACUUCAAAACAGCCACCUGUUCCAAAUAUCGCCGUUAACCUGACCCUUCUCCCGCUGAAGUCUCAGUCUCCUUCCUUGAGAAGUGGGGAUUCGUCUCUCUUUAACACAGUUCCAGCGCUUACGCAUCUGACUUCUAGUAUUGGCCACAAUCCGAAAGUACGGUUUGAGUCCGCUAGCAAUAAACCUCUGCCGCAUGAUUCUUACAUUUCUUUUACGCUUCCUACUCCAAGAAAGCAAGAGGAAAUUGACGAUACAGAGUAUGCUCGCGUAGAGCAUGACUUCAUUAGAAAAAUCAAUCAGAUCCAUUAUCUUGCAUCGAAGUCCAAAAAGAAGGCUAGCCGGAGUAGGCAGUUAGUGAAAAAGAAAGUUACUGUCAACUUCUUGAAGAAUUACAAGGCUGGUGAUAUCCUUCGCAUAGACAAAAUGCUUGUGACCAUAAACAAUGAAGGCAUUGCAGAGCAACCCGGGACGAACUCGAAUGAUGUUACAACAAAAGAUCGAAUGCGUGAAUACGACGUCCUUCUCCGCAAGGGGUCAAAGUCUGAAUACCCGCUCGUGGUACAGCUCUACGACGUGUCGAGGAGAGGUGACUUUUCUGGUCGUCCUGACCACUCUCUUAAUAUCCAGCGUGAAACAACAGUUCAUCUUUACUCGAGUGUGGAAAAAUCUUUUCGGAUCAUUGAUCCGCGUAAAGGUGGUCGCAUAGUUUAUAUCAUGAUUCCACGCUACUCCAGUGCCUGCUUUAUGUGGGAUAUCUCUUGUGCAAAGUAUCUUGGGCGACAUCUUUGUUCCAAUAAUUACUGUUAA